Molecule: messenger RNA, 285 nt
Organism: Knipowitschia caucasica
Lineage: Eukaryota; Metazoa; Chordata; Actinopteri; Gobiiformes; Gobiidae
Source: the annotation of a GenBank genome assembly
AUGGAAAUUCAAUCAGGAAAUGGAGAAGAGCCAGCCAGUGCAGUGUCAGCGCCUAGAGGCUUGGUUUCGCACACUCCUUCCAGGCCGCAGGUGGAGGCAGCCGACAGCCCAGUUCUCACAGAGGACCCACAGGCGACAAAGCUCAUUGAGAGGUUUGACAUUCAGCUAGACAGCCUCAAGAGGAUGUUCGAGAAGCCGGCGCUGGCAAACUCGUGGCACAGCUCCACACCGGCUGCCUGUGCGCUAUGCUGCUGGCCUGGUGACAUCCAACACCCUGUCAUUUAA